AUGUCGGGGAACCAAUCCGCAGUCCCAUCCGACACCGCAUUCCGCAAGACCUGGGACCGAGAAGAGUACAGCAAAAAGGCCGCCGACGAUGAAGCCAAAAGAAAAGAGGAAUCAAAGGCACGCUACGAGGCGAAACUUCUAGGCAAGAAAUGGCAUGCGCCGGUAGACUACAGCUCCCUAGAAGCCACGACGUCCCGAAAACAACGACUCGAUGUCGCCUCGAUGGUGGGCAAGACCACAAUUGUCUCGUCGGGGUCCGCGGUCGGCAAGAGGGGUCGAGGCGCAGGGUUCUACUGCUCGGACUGUGAUCUUACCUUCAAAGACAACCUGCAGCUGGUGGAACAUUUGAACAGCAAACAGCACUUGAUUGCGACGGGUCAGAGUGGCGAAGUGACUCGGGCUAGUGUGGAAGAUGUGCGAGAACGGCUGCGAAUGCUCGCCCAUCAGAAGCGACAGCGGGAGGAAGAAGAUCGACGGGGACAGCUGGACCUUGGGGAACGGUUGAAGGAACGAGAAGAACAAGAGGCGAAAGAAAGAGAGGAGAAGAGGCGGAAGAGGAACGAGAAGCGACGGAAAGGUGGGGAGAAUGGGAUCAAGCAGGAAGAGAGUUGGGAGGGUCGAUUGGGGAUCAUCGCAUAG
Aspergillus tanneri is the source of this 639-nucleotide messenger RNA. Its product is annotated as U4/U6-U5 snRNP complex subunit SNU23. Gene Ontology annotation, cellular component: spliceosomal complex; U4/U6 x U5 tri-snRNP complex. Gene Ontology annotation, biological process: mRNA splicing, via spliceosome. Gene Ontology annotation, molecular function: zinc ion binding; nucleic acid binding. The transcript has a single exon. The record is from RefSeq and is a predicted model, not a curated record. NCBI's taxonomy places the organism in Eukaryota, Fungi, Ascomycota, Eurotiomycetes, Eurotiales, Aspergillaceae. Bases 1 to 639 code for a protein of 212 amino acids.